Messenger RNA from Diceros bicornis minor, 1750 nucleotides. RefSeq names its product talin rod domain containing 1 (gene TLNRD1). The transcript has a single exon. Gene Ontology annotation, molecular function: actin binding. Lineage: Eukaryota; Metazoa; Chordata; Mammalia; Perissodactyla; Rhinocerotidae. Bases 2 to 1090 code for a protein of 362 amino acids. The record is from RefSeq and is a predicted model, not a curated record.
GAUGGCUAGCGGCAGCGCUGGGAAGCCCACUGGCGAGGCGGCUUCUCCGGCUCCUGCGAGCGCCGUCGGCGGGGCCUGCUCGCAGCCGCGGAAGAGGCUGGUGACCGUCUGCGACCACUGCAAGGGCAAGAUGCAGCUGGUGGCCGAUCUGCUGCUGCUGUCGAGCGAGGCGCGGCCCGUGCUCUUCGAGGGCCCCGCCUCCUCUUGUGCCGGCACCGAGUCCUUCGAGCAGUGCCGGGACACCAUCAUCGCGCGCACCAAGGGGCUCUCCAUCCUCACCCACGACGUGCAGAGCCAGCUCAAUAUGGGCCGCUUCGGGGAGGCGGGGGACAGCCUGGUGGAGCUGGGCGACCUGGUGGUGUCGCUGACCGAGUGCUCUGCCCACGCGGCCUAUCUGGCGGCCGUGGCCACACCGGGCGCGCAGCCCGCGCAGCCCGGCCUGGUGGACCGCUACCGCGUGACGCGCUGCCGCCACGAGGUGGAGCAGGGCUGCGCCGUGCUGCGCGCCACGCCGCUGGCCGAUAUGACGCCGCAGCUGCUGCUGGAGGUAUCGCAGGGCCUGUCGCGCAACCUCAAGUUCCUGACGGACGCGUGCGCCCUGGCCAGCGACAAGUCUCGGGACCGCUUUUCGCGCGAGCAAUUCAAGCUGGGCGUCAAGUGCAUGAGCACGAGUGCGUCGGCGUUGCUGGCCUGCGUGCGAGAGGUUAAGGUGGCGCCCAGCGAGCUGGCCCGCAGCCGCUGCGCACUCUUCAGCGGGCCCUUGGUGCAGGCCGUGGGCGCCCUGGUGGGCUUCGCCACCGAGCCGCAGUUCCUGGGUCGCGCGGCGGCCGUGAGCGCCGAAGGCAAGGCGGUGCAGACCGCCAUCCUGGGCGGCGCCAUGAGCGUGGUGUCUGCCUGCGUGCUUCUGACCCAGUGCCUCAGGGAUCUGGCGCAGCACCCCGACGGGGGCGCCAAGAUGUCGGACCACAGGGAGAGGCUGAGGAACUCGGCCUGCGCCGUGUCUGAAGGCUGCACCCUGCUAUCUCAGGCUUUAAGGGAGAGGUCUUCGCCCAGGACUUUACCGCCAGUGAAUUCCAAUUCUGUGAAUUAGCAUCCCCGGCCCCAUACCCAUUCUUCCACCCCCAGACUAAAGGAAGAUACUUAUCCUCUGCCCCUCUCCAUUUAUACCAAAGAAAUCAUAGGUGAAGUGCCCCCCACUCCCAACCCCCCCAUGCUGAAUGCUCGAGAGGAAUCUUCCAGAAGACAGGGCCGUGCAUACGAUUUACACACGCACUUGGAGGGCCCUGGGGCCCACCAGCCCAUCCUCAGUAGGGACCGGGAGAUGGAAGAUGUGUCAUCUGCUGGUUGCGGUGUAAUUCCCACACCCCACCCCAGCUCCUCUUCUGGAAUUCCUCAACUAAAUUUUAUUCUUAAUUGGGCAGGAAGGAAGUCAUGGGUUCAUUUCUUUUUUGGUCUUUUUUUUCCCUCUAAUUAAAAGAAAAGUUACCUCAGUUUUCACUCCUUAGACAUGGAUGUAGCUACUUUUUUGUAUAGUAUUUUUUUAAGCAAUCGUGUUGGGUUAGGUGUGUUCUUGGUGUGGAAAGAGUAUUACUUUGCCAUGUGAUUUGCAAAUGGGGGGAGGAGCUACUGUGAGUGUGUGUUUUAUUUUUUAAUUUACACUAUAGAGUGAUUUUCUUCCCCCAAUGUCAAGUUUUUACCUUGCAUGUACUGGAGUAUUUAUUUCAUCUAUUAAAAUGUUAUGUUUCUCAGA